This is a messenger RNA of Plasmodium berghei ANKA, 4167 nucleotides long. RefSeq names its product protein transport protein SEC31, putative. Gene Ontology annotation, molecular function: structural molecule activity; protein binding. Gene Ontology annotation, cellular component: COPII vesicle coat; endoplasmic reticulum exit site. Gene Ontology annotation, biological process: endoplasmic reticulum organization; intracellular protein transport; COPII-coated vesicle cargo loading. Lineage: Eukaryota; Apicomplexa; Aconoidasida; Haemosporida; Plasmodiidae. The record is from RefSeq and is a predicted model, not a curated record. The transcript is spliced from 4 exons. The coding region runs from base 1 to 4167 and encodes 1388 amino acids.
AUGGCCUUAAAAAGUAUAAAUAUUAGUGGGAAUUUCGAUUGGUGCCCGUUUGAGGAAUACAAAAAUUACCUGAUAUGUUUCAAUUCACAUAAUUUAUUAUACUCAAAUAAUGGUAGCUUGAAUAAUUAUACAUAUUUGCUCGACAUAAAUUUAAAUAGUGAUAUUCGAAGCCUAGAUAUUGUACAUAAAUUAAAUUUUGAAGAGGCACUAAGCAGAGAAAAUAAUAAAUCUAAUAAAACAAGUAGCAAUGAAUAUGUAACAAGUUUUGAAUGGAUUAAUUGCAAUAAUUUUGUAGAAAGUGAAAAUGAGAAUGAAUUAAAUAAAGGUAUAAUAAUAGGUGGAUUAACAAAUGGAAAUAUUAUUUUACUAAAUGCACAAAAUUUAUUUGACACAAAUUGUGUAAAUUAUGACAAUUUUAUUCUGAGCCAAUCAAAUAUACAUGAAAGUAGUAUAAACUGUUUAGAAUGUAAUAAACACAAAAAUAAUUUAAUAGCAACAGGAGGAAAUGAUGGACAAUUAUUUAUUAUUGACAUUGAAAAUAUUUUUUCUCCAACAUCUUAUGAUCCAUAUUUAGAUAAAAAUAAUUUGCAAAAAAUAACAUGUUUAAAUUGGAAUAAAAAAGUAUCUCAUAUUUUAGCUACUUCUUCUAAUAAUGGAAAUACAAUUAUUUGGGAUUUGAAAAUAAAAAAAUCUGCAGUUAGUUUUAGAGAUCCACAUAGUAGAACUAAAACAUCAUCAUUAUGUUGGUUAGAAAAUCAACCAACUCAAAUUUUAAUUUCAUAUGAUGAUGAUAAGAAUCCAUGUCUUCAAUUAUGGGAUCUAAGGAAUUCAAAUUAUCCAAUAAAAGAAAUAAUAGGACAUUCAAAAGGUAUUAACAAUAUAUGUUUUAGUAGUAUAGAUUCUAAUUUGUUGUUGUCAUCAGGAAAAGAUGUAACCAAAUGUUGGUAUUUAAAUUCAAAUAAUUUUGAUAUAUAUAAUGAAGUAAAUAAUUCAGGAAAUAACAUUUAUUCGAAAUGGUCUCCAUUUAUUCCAGACAUGUUUGCAUCCUCUACAAAUAUGGAUACGAUACAAAUAAACAGUAUAAAUAACGGAAGUAAAAUGACAAGUAAGUAUAUACCAACUUUUUAUAAAAAAGAUGCAUCUAUAUGCUUUGGAUUUGGUGGUAAAAUAUGUCUUUUUGACAACAUAAAGAGUGAUAAUGGUUCUAAUUUAUCUGCAUCUGAAAGUGCUUCAAAUAAGAAUGCUAACCAACUGAACCAAAACAUUGCCGAUGAGGCAAGCAUGCAAAUUAACAAAAAUAGAGGAUUGCAAAAUGAGGGAGGAAAUAGUAACAAUCCAUAUUUGAUAAAAUGUCAUAUUUAUCCAACAGAAGUAGAUUUGAUAGAAGAAGCUGAUAAAUUUGAAAAAUAUAUAGCAUGUGGAAAAUAUCAAGAAUUUUGUGAAAAUAAAAUAGCUAAAUGUGAUGAUUAUCAUGAAAAGUUAACUUGGAAAAUUUUACAAUUAUUAUGUACAUCUCAAAAAGAAGAAAUUGUUAAACAUAUAGGAUAUGAUAUGAAUGAAAUAAAUCAGAAAAUUGUAGAAAGUAUAGGUGAAGAAUCUGGAUUUAUAUUUAAAAAAUAUAGAUGUGAAACAAAUGAGAAUAUGAAUAACGGUGGUAAUAUUACAUCUAAUAAUUUAGAAAUAGAUUCUGAUAUGAAUAAUAAACAUGACAAUACAAGAAUGAACAACCUAAAUAAUGGAGAAAACAUUUCUGGAUAUUCAAACUAUGGAAAUAAUAUGCAUGGAGAAUUUGUAACUUCUCAGAUGCAAGAAAAUGAACCGAAUUUCAAUGAACCGUUUGAUUUGGAUCCAGAAAAAUUUUUUAGAGAACUUGGAGAAAAAACUGAAAUUGAAAAAAAGCAAGAAAAUGAAACAUUUAAAGAAGAUAAAAAUGGAAAAGAAGAUUUAAAGAGUUCUGUAAAUAAUGUUGAUUCGAAUACAAAAGAUAUGAUAAGCACGAUUAAAUGCCAAAAUCCAGAAAUUGGUUUUGGUGAAAUAAAUGAAGAUAGUAAACCAAAUAGUAAUAAAACAAAUAGUAAUAAUUGGAACACUGGAAUAGAAUCCAUUAUAAAAGAAUGUUUACUUGUUGGUAAUAUAGAAGCAGCAGUAGAAUUAUGUUUGUACCAAAAUAGAAUGGCAGAUGCAUUAUUAUUAUCAUCUUUUGGUGGUGAAAAUUUAUGGCACAAAACCAAAAAUAUAUAUAUAAAAAAACAAAAUGAUAGUUUUUUAAGAAAUAUAAAUUAUGUAUUAGAUGAUAAAUUAGAAUAUUUAGUAAAAACAAUUGAUCUAUCAUCAUGGGAUGAAGCUUUAUCUAUUUUAUGUACAUAUGCUAUUAAUAAUCCUAAUUUUAAUAAUUUGUGUGAAAUAUUAGCAAAAAGAUUGCAAAAUGAAAAAUUUGAUGUUAGAUCUGCAUCUAUUUGUUAUUUAUGUGCAUCUAAUUUUCCUGAAACAGUUGAAAUAUGGGAUAGUAUGCCAUCAUCCAAAUCAACAUUAUUAAAUGCUUUACAAGAUAUUGUCGAAAAAAUUACUGUUCUUAAAAUGGUUAUAAAAUAUAAUAAAUAUAAUUCAACAAUGAAUCAAAAAAUAAAUCAAUAUGCAGAACUUUUAGCAAAUUCAGGACGCCUUAAAGCGGCUAUGACAUUUUUAUCAUUUACUGAAAAUGACAAUGCAAUAGAAAAUCUUACUUUAAGAGAUAGAAUAUUUAACAGUGCUGCUCAUAUAAUGCCACCUCAUAUAAAACCUCCACCAUCCCCUUUUCAGUAUUUUGAUAUUAAACCAUUUGGUCUAUCACAAAAAUAUAAUAAUAGUAAUAAUAUAACAAAUACAUCUAUCCAUGGUAUUUAUAAUAAAUCUCAAAUUCAUCCAAAUAAAAGUUUAACAUCUAUUGUCCCUCCUCUCCCAAUAUCUGAAAUGCAUAAACAACAUGGGCCUUCUACACCUAUGGUUCCAUUUAGCCAUAAUUCACCUACAAAGUUUAAUACUCAAAUGAUUAGUGGUUCAUCUGAUAUUUCUAGAUUACCACCACAAAAAGAUUUCAUGGGUUCUAUCAAUUCUACAUCUAAUAGAGGAUAUCCCACAUCUAACUUUAACAAUAAUGUAAAAUAUCCUUCUAAUGGAAUGGGAUCUUUAUAUAUACCCCCACCAAAUAUCCCAUCUCAUUCGACAACUCCAAUUAAUGCUUCAUCACCUCCACACACUUCAGUACAAAAUUUAGCGCAUCUAUCAUCUCAUUCAAAUUUAAAAUUAGAACAUGAAAAUAAACUUCCCCAAGGACUAAACAUGUUUGAAUCACAAUCUUAUACAAAUGUAAAUAAAGCAAUGCAAAAUAGUAUGGCUCCACCAUCUAAUAAAAUUCCAAAUAUUUCUCGAUCGAGUUUUUCAGUUUCACAAAAUAAUAUUCCUCCUCCUUUUUCUCAAAGAAAUCGACAUACAUCUGUUUCAACAUCAAUGGGAAAUCCGAUUCAACAAAAUAUUCCUUUUAUUCAAGAAUCACAAUUAAAUAAAAGAGAGUCUAUUGAUUCCCAAGUUUAUAAUCCUGUUUCACCUUCUCAAAUUUCACCAAUAUCACAGAUCCAACAAACACAACAGCAAAAUAGCUUUACGCCUCCACAACCAUACUCUCAAAACAAAGUUGGAUUCACCCCUCCAUCAGGAAUAAAAACGACAUCCCCAGUAGCAGGCGCUAUGUCUAUAACUCCGGGAAUGCCCGUUCCAUGGCCAAUUCCAACAACAACUCAACAGCUCGGGUCGACAACACAGUCAACAGCAAAUGAAAAUAAAAAAAUCCAAACCGUAACAAAGGAACAAAAUGGAGUGCUAAUGAAUCGCAGCAAUAUAGAAAAUGUUAAAAGAGUUAUUUCUAAUUUACUAAAUAUGUAUACAUCCCAAGAAUUAGUUAAAAAGAAAGCUGAUGAUAUUUCUGUAAAAGUGCAUGAACUUUUUGAUAAAAUCGACAAUGGUGCAUUUAACGAACAAAUUAAUACUAUAAUAAUAAAUUUGGCAAAUAGCAUAAAUGAAAAUGACUUUAAAACAGCUAACAAAAAUUUGAUGGAGGUCAGCAGGAACUUAUGGGAUGGAAACAACAAGGCUUGGAUCAUGGGAUUAAAAUGCAUUAUUCCAAAAUGCUGA